GACAUCGGACAGGACUCAUGCUAAGAGACUAUAUAGAUGAUUGCCUCACUCGUGUGCUCGCGUUGCAGCUUGUGACACCUCGAAACUAUCGAAAUCACACUGGAGAAUAGCUUUAGCAAGCUGAACGUUCAUUCAGCAGGGUGGUAGUAAAUGUAUAAGUAAGAACAGUGUCAAUGGUCGGGCCUAUCCAGUCAUCGGCAUGGAGUACCAGUAAAGAGUACGCUCCACAGCAAAAGCAAGCACAUCUUGGAAGCGUAUUGGAAUUUUGUAAGAGCUCGCUGGAUUUCCUGUACGGUUCCUGUACAUUCCAGAUUCGGGAGAGUGUUUGCUAAAUUUAUUGCUACAAGAUAAGAAAAACUAUAUGGACAUAAAGCGCAGAGGUUCAGUAUGAUGUGAAUCUGUGUGCGUGUUUGUUUGUGUUAGUGUGUCUGUGUGUGCGCGUGCGUGCGUAUGUGUGUGCGUGUGUGCCUGUGUGUGCGUGCGUGCGUGCGUGCGUGCGCGCGCCCUAAUAGUUAACGGAUUGCGAAUUGCGUUGCAUUAGCGUAACAAACGAGUUUUUUUCUGAUAGCUUUCAAUGAAUGCAUUAGUUUUCGUUGGGAACCCAAUGACGCUGACCGGCAGAGUACCUCCCUUUGACACAUAGAACUAUUGUGUCACGCCCGAAGCUACAUAUAGAACCUGGCAGCCUAGACCACACGGAUAAAAGGCACUGGACGGAGUGCAUAACAAUCAGCUAUGCUAACAACGAUAACGGUUCGGAUCGCCAAUUAUUGCCAAGGUCGAUGAACAGAUCUGUGCGCUUGUCGAGUUCGUGUCCUGCAAAGCAUCAUCUUUCCAACAUCCUGGGCCUAUUGACAAGCAAAAGGAAGCGCGAGUCGUUUAGCUGAUUAGCUGUUCUUCUAGAACGGCUAUUUCAUAUCGGAAAUCCGUUGUUUGCCAUCGAGCGCUUUGAUUGUAGGCAAAAUGAAUGCCUUUUGUCACAAAUUGCUAACGAAGCUGCACAUCACGAAGCACACCACUCUGGUAGAGAGCUGCUCGGAGGAGUUUCUUCCGAUCGUGACGCCUAUAAACAAAAAAGAUCUUCAACGGCCUCAGCAACAACUAGAUAAUCAAUGUCGUCAAAUGCUCUUCAAAGAGACUUCGCCGCCCCGGGCGGAACCCACAUCCUGCGAGCGACAACCGACGCUGCCACAGUAUAAGUUCGAGUCGCUGCAGCGAUAUCAGCAGGCGACGACUGCUCGCAACGGAAACCAGCAUUGCGACAAUAGCACAGACGGCAAAGGGCACAACACGACAAGUUGUAACGGCGGUGCUACGGUGACGACAGCAGCGGCAACGAGCGCGACGACGAUCAACCCCAAUCGGCUGUCGGCAUCGAAGAAUCUACAGGAGUUUGACUUUACGCUAUAUGAUCUUAACGGGCACGGAAGGGUCACCAAGGAUGACAUUGCAGGUUUGGUACGUACCAUCUACGAGCGGAUCGGUUGCAAAAUCGACUUACCACGUGGGGGAGAGCGCCGUAUACGAGUGAAGCUUGAAAUCGUCGUAGACGACAGGCCAACGCUGAAUGCAAACGAACAAGAGGUCGCACACCAGGAAAUUUCCAGGACACGUCAUCGUUCGCCUAUUCGAGUUGCGUUCGAUGAGGAACAAUUGCUGUAUGAAACUAUAAAGCAGCAGUACCAGCAGCAGCAUCCGAUGACAGAUUUACGCAGUUCGCAGAAAUGCAACCAUCAGUCGCCGGGAAACGCUCACGCCCGCACAGCAAAAAAGGUGUUGACCUCGGAGGCGUUACGAGUUCGACAUUCCGUUCCGUUAUCGACUCCGUGCACAUUUGUACGCACCGGUGGCGCUAGUCAUCACCCCAAAGCCCAAACACCAUUUUAUUCAGCUGCUAAUAUUUCUUCGAUGACGGCCACUGCAUCCACACCUUUGGUGACCAGCCACUCUGUCUACACAACGGUAGCGACUCAGCCUUUCUGCGUAACGACGGCUGUAAACUGUACUGACACAGCGUCGACAGCAGCUGUCGUUGAGCACUCACAAGUCGGCUGCCAUAUAGGGGGGAACGUAUUGUCGAGUACGUCACCCCAUUCCCCACAUUCGCACAGUAAUGAGCAGCACCACUACGCUAGCUCGAAAAAGCAGCACCACUAUAGGCGGCGGCGUCAGCAUCACCUUGGCGGAGAACGAACGGAGCUAAACAACGUAGCAAAAUCACAAGAGAAGCCGGAUCGACCGCCGAGCCAUGGUGGACGACUGCGCGAAAAGCCUUUCGUACUCAAAAGUCCCUACGAUGAAGAGACGAUUCCAGUCUCGAAGAGUCGACAUCAUGGACAUCGUCACCAUCACCACCACCAUCAACAAUUGAUUCGACAUGUUCACCAUCAUUAUCAUCACGUUGCGUAGAUUAUAUAAUUAUAGAUGUAAAAAGUUAUUGUAGGAUUCUUUUUUUGCCCGGUAAUCAUUGUACAAAUAGAUCGCUCCCCUGUAUAUAUCAUAAAACUGUACAAACCAUGAAUAUUUAUUGAAAUGUCACCAGUGGGCAACACUCGUACCCAUAUGAACGCGUGGACUGGAUUAACGCGGACAAAACAAAAAAGGCUCAAGGCCUGACUACGCUAAUGGUGACCUUCCUAGUCCGAGAUCGUUGUUGAUUGCUGGUGCGAAAAAAAAAAAAUAAAAGAUCUGCAUAUGAUACUGUUAGCUAUUUCAGUAAUGUUAGUUGCGCAGGUGAAACGGCAAGAACGCGAAAAGGAGACGCUAAUCUGGUUAGCAGAUAUUUUCAAAACAGGACGUUUCUAAACAAACCAGCGUCAGGAUGAAGCGACUGCCGCCCGUGUGAUUAUCAACAGUAGCAAAAUUACACAGUAUCCGUCUUUUUUUUUUAAUUUUUUUUUUAUUUUUACAAAUGAACACCGCAUUUGAUGUACUCAAUUACCCGUUGUCACCCCCAAACGCUGUUCUGCUGUAGCGUGCCCCAGCCUAAUACAUAGCGACUUCAAAUCUCCUUAGCCUAAACCCGAACUCGUUGCGAAUCACCUUGUUGCCCUAUUUCCAUUGUCGUAUUGCGGUUUACUCAUCGUAGUUUUCCCAUUACCCUCCUUCAGCAAAUCCACUAUACGGUUCGAGUUUUUUUCGUUACCCUACUACAUUGGCGUAUUUUUUUUUUUGGCAAUUUAUUUACAUUAGUCCGGUUAUAUAGUCACCUUGCUCUAAUGGUUAAUUUGGCCUAAUUUAGAUAUUCUACUACGAUCUGGUUUUGUAGCAGAUGUCUCAAUGCAUCACGCUGAUGAUGUCGUGAUCCUAUUGCAAUUAAGCCACCACUGUCUGAUCGCUGGUCCAUUGCCUAUUUUGGGCUAUCUAUCGUCAUAAGCUGGGAUUGAUCGUUAUUUUAUUUGUAAAAAAUACCGUUUGGGAUACCUGUAAAAACGCUCAGUUUUGGUACCGUUAUGAGCUGCUUAAAAUUAUUUACUCGGCUCAAUACGUAAACAUCUGAUGGACGUCAGGUCAUCACGAUGCUGCAUAGCAGAGAUUGAUUGGUCCCUUCCUAAACUGUAUCUAAAAAAUAGUAGUAGUAGUAUAAUAUAAUUAUUAGUUUAAUAAUUAAGUGGCAGGCAAGGCAUGAUUACAUUUGGCUUUUAAUUAUUUUUUUGUCAAACUACGUAAUUUUUUUUGUUUAUUAUAAUGUUGAUACUUUAUAUAUUGAUACACAUUUUAUUUUUAGAGAAAAGUUCCGUAAUACAGAGAUUUUUUUUGUACCAAAGUUACUAUAUGGCAGCGAAGAGUUUCUCGUCUUGAUGGCACUUAUAUCCAUGUAAAUAAACUCUACUUGCCUAAGAAUAGAUAAUAUAUGGGCGAUUCGUUAUUGUUUCAAUCAGAUGUAUACCUGAUGCAUCGUAAAAUCAAACUCUGUUUUAACUGACCCUCGCCUCUAAAGUUUUUUUUUUUUAAAUCUAAAUUUAUGUAAUGUUAAUUUUAUCUAUGUAUUUACGGCGCGUUCGUACAGUCUCGUCCGUUAACGGGCAGUGAAUAAUUCUGUAUCUCACGGUAUUUUCCUCAUUAUUUAACACGUGUAUAGUAAAUAGCAUUAGCGAUGCAAUGGUUCUCUCUCUCUCUCUCUCUCUCUCUCUCUCUCUCUCUCUCUCUCUCGCUCUCUCUCUCUGUAUAUAUGUCUAUGUAUAUCGCGAGAGAGAGAGAGAGAGAGAGAGAGAGAGAGAGUAAAAAGCUAGUUGCGGGCUCAUACUCAAGCCAUUAUUAUGAUUAUUUAUUAAUUUAUACAUAGUCAUGACACCAAUUCGGUUCUAAUUUACGUUGGGUGGCCUGCCAUAGGGCAUGUACUGUUAGAUUACCUCUAAAGCUGGCAGUAGCGGAAAACUCAUAAACAAACCCUAAAUCCAAACGCGUAUUCCACUUUAAUCUAAUCGGUGCACGCUCAAUAUUUGACACGGCGACAAAGUCAAACGUACCGUACAAUGGUUAUGUUGACACUUCAUCGUGAAGUGUCGAAUCAAUAGAAAUUGUAUGAUUUGAACGUUGGAUCUCCCCCUGCCCUGCGUCGUAGGGCACAGAUAGCGUCGAGGAGUGCCCACUGCCCAAUAAAAAGCAAAGAAAUUGUCUCUCAGCUUUCGCGAGAGUUAUUUGUUGUCCGUCUGAGUCUAUAUCGAUCCAUUAUACGAUGUUAAAACGUUUGGCGCACAAUUUGAAUGUUCAGCUAUUACGUUCUUGUCUGACAUAGAUCAACUCAAGCAAAUUUAUUGCCGUAACGUAUUAUAAACCUGUUUAUAGAUGUAAAAUCGUGUGAGGUAUUGUAUAGUAAUUUAUUCGAAAAUGGUAAAAUAGCAAGGGGUUGUUGGUUCAAGGACGAACAACACAGUUUAACUUAUGAAUUAAGCAAGAGAAUAAACAGAAGGUCGUAAUUUUUUUACUUUAUAUUGUCUAUCAAACAUUUAGAAGUGUGAGCAUUGUAAAAAAAAAAAUAGAUACACGAAACAGGGUCGACGAAGAUGGUACGAAAAAAUUGUCGACGAGGAAAUCGAAUUAUAAAUUAAGUAGGAAACUUAAUUAGUUUUUAAAUAAAGGGUUAUCUUUAUGCUCAUUGUAUCGGUUUAAAUUUCUUUUGCAUUAUUUCGCCGUAGACACAACCCAAAAGCCUGUUUCGUAUGAAAUAAAGGCUAACAGUCUCCUUUUUUGACUACGUUGAACACAACGACCUUUGGUACAAUGUCGUCGAUCAAGUUCACUGUUAAGCUACCAAGUCCCAUGGAAAUAAAUAAAUUCUAA
This is a messenger RNA of Varroa destructor (honeybee mite), 5283 nucleotides long. RefSeq lists its product as uncharacterized. Gene Ontology annotation, biological process: negative regulation of Wnt signaling pathway. NCBI's taxonomy places the organism in Eukaryota, Metazoa, Arthropoda, Arachnida, Mesostigmata, Varroidae. The record is from RefSeq and is a predicted model, not a curated record. Gene Ontology annotation, cellular component: cytoplasm.